AUGGAGGAAAAAAGUUUACUCCAAAAGUUACGAUCAUACCCACCGGCGGUAUUCUUCAUGCUCGGUAAUGAGUUCUGUGAGCGUUUUUCGUUCUAUGGAAUGAAAACAAUUCUAUUCAUCUAUCUGAUCACAGAACAUGAAUUCUCACCCAGUAAAGCAACAUUCGUCUAUCAUCUCUUUACCUGCAUUGCCUAUCUCACUCCCCUAAUUGGAUCAAUUAUGGCAGAUUCCGUGUUUGGAAGGUUCAAGGUAAUUCUAUAUGGAUCCUCAAUCUAUGUCGUUGGCCAUGUCCUUUUAUCCAUGGGAGCCGUUCCAUUCCUCUCCUAUCCAAUCAGAUCUUCACUUGAUUUCUCUGGACUUUUUGUGAUUGCAUUUGCCACUGGAUGCAUCAAACCGUGUGUUUCUGCAUUUGCUGCUGAUCAAUUCACAGAAGAUCAAAAAGAUCUCCGUUCCCAGUUCUUCUCAUUCUUCUACUUUGCCAUUAACGGAGGUUCUCUCUUCGCUAUUAUCAUAACUCCAAUCCUUCGUGGACGUGUUCAAUGCUUCGGAAAUCAACAUUGUUUCCCAUUAGCUUUCGGAGUUCCAGGGGUUUUGAUGCUAUUGGCUUUGAUUCUCUUUUUGAUGGGAUGGUCUCAAUACAGAAAAUAUCCACCGAGCAAGGAAAAUGUCGGAAGUAAAGUUAUUGCUGUAAUCUACACUUCAUUGAGAAAAAUGAUUGGAGGAGCAUCCCGUGACAAACCUGUAACUCACUGGCUUGAUCACGCAGCUCCAGAACACUCCCAAAAGAUGAUUGACUCUGUCCGAGGUCUCCUGAAUGUUGCCGUCAUCUUCUGUCCUCUCAUCUUCUUCUGGGCUCUUUUCGAUCAACAAGGAUCCACGUGGGUUCUCCAAGCACGUCGUCUCGAUGGAAGAGUCGGUCAUUUCUCGAUUCUCCCUGAACAAAUUCAUGCAAUUAAUCCAAUUUGUGUUCUCAUCUUGGUUCCAAUUUUCGAAGGAUGGGUCUAUCCAGCGUUGAGAAAAGUAACCAAAGUGACUCCAUUGAGAAAAAUGGCUGUUGGAGGACUUUUGACAGCUUUCUCGUUCGCUAUCGCUGGAGUUUUGCAGCUCAAAGUGAAUGAGACAAUGGAAUUCCCACCAACACUCGGAAGAGUUUAUUUGCAAAGAGUUGGAAACGAGAGUUUGAUCACUGAUUUCAGAUAUAAAAAUGAUGGAAAACUUAUUGGAGACGGAAUGCUUCCAAAGGGAAGAACAGAAUUAGAUGCUGGUAUCUACACAUUCAAUACUGGACUUAAAAACGAAUCACAAGAUAUUGACAUCUCAAUUCAAAACAAGGGAUACGUGAUGGCAGUUUUUAGAUUGGAACAAGGAGUAAAAGUUGUGAAAUUCGAUUACAAAGUAGAGAAAACUGACAAUGGAGCAACACGUGUAUUCGUCGUUACUGCUAAAGAUGAUGAGAAUAGUUUGGUUUAUGCAAUCAACAAAAAAGGAAAGAUUCUGAGCAGCUGUGAACUCAAAUCGGGAUCGUAUGUUGAUGUGAUCCCUGGAAUUAUCAGUGAUCCAAACGUUCGAUUGUAUUGGGGACCAAAGGGUAAUUGCUCUGGAACUGAUUGUGCAAAUACUGUUGCUUUGAAUGCGCAAAUGGGAGCUGUUCACGUUCUUCACAUUCAUCCAUCAACAACUGAGGAUGAUUUCAAUCUUUUGGUCCGUCCGAACUCAGUGAGCAUUCUAUGGUCUCUUCCUCAAUAUGUUAUUAUCACUUUGGGAGAAGUUCUGUUAUCAGUAACUGGAUUGGAAUUCGCCUAUUCUCAAGCUGCUCCAAACAUGAAAUCAGUUCUCACAGCCAUGUGGCUUCUGACUGUUUUCGCUGGAAAUCUGAUUGAUAUGAUGAUUUCUGGAACUCGUCUCAUCCCACACCCAGCAUUGGAAUUCUUCUUCUACAGUAUUCUCAUGGUUAUAGUCAUGGGUGUCUUUAUUCUUUUAGCCAUGCAAUACACCUACGUGGAAGAUAAUGAUGAAGAGAUAACAAUAACGGAAUCUGAGAAGAAAGAUGUCAUUGCAUUGACUGAAAUUGAAUCAGGAACAGCUACAAAUGACAAAAAAGAAUAA
Messenger RNA from Caenorhabditis remanei, 2106 nucleotides. RefSeq lists its product as uncharacterized. Gene Ontology annotation, molecular function: dipeptide transmembrane transporter activity. Gene Ontology annotation, biological process: oligopeptide transport; transmembrane transport. The record is from RefSeq and is a predicted model, not a curated record. The transcript is spliced from 13 exons. Gene Ontology annotation, cellular component: membrane. The coding region runs from base 1 to 2106 and encodes 701 amino acids. Lineage: Eukaryota; Metazoa; Nematoda; Chromadorea; Rhabditida; Rhabditidae.